Molecule: messenger RNA, 783 nt
Organism: Strongylus vulgaris
Lineage: Eukaryota; Metazoa; Nematoda; Chromadorea; Rhabditida; Strongylidae
Source: the annotation of a GenBank genome assembly
UUGAGAACUUGUUCAGGUGUGGCCCUUCGACAGAAACUGAUAAUUCGACUGGGUCCUCACGAUGCCAAUAGAGCGGCUUCCAAUAACCCACUCCAAAAGAACGCAGAAAGCAUGGCAACUGUUUGCCGUGUACAGCAAAAUCGUAAUAGCAUCAUGAGACAGAACGCCUCCAUCUCAACAAGCCUUGAUUAUCUGAUUGGUGACGCACUGAAGCAAAUUGGACUCAUUCCAGCUGCUACCGACGCGCCUGCGCCGAGCACAAGAGGUCAGCACAAUGUGUUGGAGCUAUUCCAGUUUCCAACUUUGGAAGCGGUUUUAAUCUCAGAUCAAAUGAAUGAAUGCGAUGUAGAGGUGUUAGACGAAGACGAAAGACCGGAGGUACACUCGACCUUUGUUUGCGAUUUUUUGGAUGCAGUUUGCGUACAAACAGACUUCAACGCUCAAGUCAGCUUCUUGCCUGAGUUACUGAAAAGUUACAUUCAAAAAUCGGACUCCCCCUUGCCGAUAGAGAAUCCAAUGAAGAAAACGGACAGACGACGUUAUCUUUGUGAGAAGUGGGCUGUUGAUCCAAAAAUCAGAUUUAUCGAUCGUUUCCGAUGGAAUCCACCCGUGAUCGACGAGAUUCUCAGAAAAUUACAGAUUUUCGACCAUCGAACUACCAUCCCAAAAGCACUACAACGGGCUUUGCUUGAUCCACUUGAUCAGGGUUUGGCGAUGGCUUUGUACGAAUUGCUCCGAUUGGUAGAUCGAACGAAACCACAUGAGCGUGGUUCUAAAAUGUAG